Molecule: messenger RNA, 3921 nt
Organism: Chelonoidis abingdonii (Abingdon island giant tortoise)
Lineage: Eukaryota; Metazoa; Chordata; Testudines; Testudinidae
Source: RefSeq, a predicted model, not a curated record
AUGGGGCGCUACUCCGGCAAGACCUGCCGCCUGAUCUUCAUGCUGGUGCUGACCUCCGGCUUCUUCGUGGCCGAGCUGGUCUCCGGCUACCUGGGCAACUCCAUCGCGCUGGUGUCGGACUCGUUCAACAUGCUCUCGGACCUCAUCUCGCUGUGCGUGGGCAUCGCCACCGGGCGCAUCUCCCGCCGCGCCCGCCGGGGCCCCGGCGCCACCUACGGCUACGGCCGCGCCGAGGCGGUGGGGGCGCUUAGCAACGCCGUCUUCCUCACCGCCCUCUGCUUCACCAUCCUGGUGGAGGCGGUGCUGCGCCUGGCCCGGCCCGAGCGCAUCGACGGCCCCGAGCUGGUGCUCAUCGUAGGGGCGCUGGGCCUGGCCGUCAACCUGGUGGGGCUGCUCAUCUUCCAGGACUGGGGCUCCUGCUGCGGCCGCCGGCAGCCCCGCGCCGCCGCCCCAGAGCAGGUUUCUUCUUUGAAUGCAGGUGAUUCCCUGAACACUCAGAAAAGGCCUGAAGAGCAGACAGUACAGAAAAAAGAGAAAAAGUCUGAAGCUUUGAACAUCAGAGGUGUUCUUUUACAUGUGAUGGGAGAUGCACUUGGAUCUGUGAUUGUGGUAGUUGCUGCUGCAAUAUUCUAUGCACUUCCCCUGGAUGCCAAUACUCCGUGUAAUUGGCAAUGUUACGUUGAUCCAAGCCUGACAUUAGUUAUGGUGGUCAUCAUUUUGUCCUCUGCCUUCCCACUUAUCAAAGAGACCGCAACCAUUUUACUGCAAAUGGUUCCCAAAGGUGUUAAUAUGCAAGGACUGACGGAAAGACUAACUGAUGUGCCAGGGGUUAGCAGCCUUCAUGAGGUGCAUGUCUGGGAACUGGCAGGUGGGAAGAAUAUUGCUACCCUUCAUGUCAAGUGCCAAACCACUUCCGAUUACCAAGAUGCCUCUUAUAAAAUGCGGGAGGUUUUCCACGAAGCGGGGAUCCAUUCUGUAACCAUCCAACCGGAGUACAUUGACCACAAGACCUCUGAGCUAAUAUGCAGCUCACCCUGUAUCUCAAAAGCUUGUGCUUCUCAGUUGUGUUGCCCUCAGCAGGAAGUUGCAGUUACUCAUGAUAAUGGUUGUCUUGAGAAAAAUGGCCUUUCCCCAACACUGCAUAAAAACAAUAGUAUAAAUGAAAAUGCUGUUGAAAUUCCUAUUGAGCAUACAUUGGCAGGGGCUGUAAUUAAAAAUACAGACAAUUGUAAAAAAUCAGAUGACAAAUCAUAUCUACACAGUACACACUUUUAAAACAGUUAAUUUUACACUUCAUAAUCUUUGUAUAGAACAAAGCCUAAUGGCCAAAAAAGUCAGAGGCCAUUGGUUGGAGCUGAAGUGCGCGUUGGAAAAGCCAUCUCUGUUGUAGCUAUAAACCAAAACAUAUGUAAAAACCUGUUAUCUGAAAUUAGGAUUAUUAUCAUCUUAAUUUUUUACAUUCACUUAAAAUAGUGAUAAUGCAAUUUAACACUAAUUUCUUAAGCUAACUAGAUGGGAAUUUUUAUUUUUAGAGUGUAGCAGGUGUACUUCAGUGUAGAUUGAUGCUCACAGUUUAUAGCCAAUGGCACUGGGAAUUAAACUCUGGUCUUUUUAAUGAAAUGGGCUGCUUAAAGAAAGCCCUGUAGUGCAUUGAUGAUUCUACUGGAUUGAACUUUUGUAUCAUCAUUAAGGAAUUUGGUAGAUAGGUUUUUCGCUAAUCCUUAAACUCAGUUUACAUAGUCAGGAAUUUUCAGUUGUAACCAUAACUCUUGUGCUUCUGAACUGUGAGCUUGUGAAUGAAAUCAAAGUGUCUGAUAGCUGGAAAACACACACAGGAAUGUUUGACUUUUUCUGGACUGCUUCUUGUUUUGAGGAGAUGGAGCAGAAGCUGAUUUCUUCUCUAAUAAUAGUAUGUUAUAUAGUAAUAUAUUUAUUUCUGAUUAGUGUAAAGAAUGCACUUGCUGACAUUAAAGCACAGGAACAUUUGAUAAUUAAUUUUGUAUGAGGAUUGUGUCUACUCUAGUAAAUGGAAAUGUAGACACUCAUCCAAUUAAUUCUGUGUUUGUUCACCAUUUUGAUUGUAAAAUUCAAUUUGUUUUGCUGACCAAAGUAAUUGUAAUAACUACAACUGGGUCCAAUAUGUCAAGUUAGGUGGGAAUUACUGUGAUUUCUUUAACAUACCGUAUCUUAGUUUUCACUCAUAAUGAAUAAAUAAGCUAGUGUUACCUAUUCAUGAAUAGCUUUGAUUCUGCAAUUCCAUUCUUUUCAGUAAGACACAGUUCAAUCUUUUGUUUAUUAAGAAAGUUACUUAAAAUUUGAUAUAAUUUUUAUGCUUAAAGGGAACUUUUUAAAAACUAUGGCAGUUUAUUGCCUUGAUUUUAUCACAGUAGCUUCUUUGGGUUCAUUUUAAAGGUUUUAAGCGUCCCACGCUCCCCCACAGAGCUGUAUUUCAAAACAUUAUAUUAUGUGCACAAUUUCCACUACCACUAGGAAAUGUAGCCUCCUAGUUCUGUUUUUAGAAUCCAUUCUCAGGUGCUUUGAGGAAAAAUAAGACACCUCACCCUAGUACCAGGGUUGGGCUUAGGCCUGGGCUGAGUCUACUUUUCCAAGAGGGAACUAGAACCUACAUACCCUGGCUGAGAACCACUUGACCUCGCCUUGUUAGGCAGCUCAGCUCUACCAGUGCUCACAAUCAGAACCUUCAGAAUGUGUUCAUUGUUAAAAACAGCCUUUCAAUAUCUUACUCACCCAGGGUACGCUUCCUGUUUAUCUGCUGACCCAUAAUUCAGCAUCACCUUGUGAGGAUGGGUAAAGAGAUUCUGUGCCUGGGCUGCUAAAUUUCUAGGACCCGUAGGUUAGGCUGGUUUGAAAGUAGCAUAGCCAUGUUUUGUACAGCCAAUUACAUCCUCUUAAAAUAAUCUUAAAGGCAAGACUUAAUAAAGCAUACAGCCCGGUUUCUCUUUGCUUGAGAAUUUCCAUUUUCUCAAAGAGCCAUUGAAAUCAACAUAGCAUGUAAUACCCAUUUAAGAUCUAUAUUUAUCCUCUUUAAGCAGGUUUUAUCUCUUGGGUAAAUAGAUCUAUUUUUAUUAUAUAGAUUAAAUUGCAUGUCAACAUUGCAGUCUUUUUGACCCAGUCAUCCCAUUGACAUCAGUUGGAGAUUUGGUUGUGUAAGAACUGCAGAGUCAUGCUGUAGGGGUGUUGCCCAAAGUGCCAAGUCAGGAACCAACAUCUUUUUAUACUGCUCUGCCUUUUAAAAGAAUAUGGCUUGAGCUUAAGACCGCCCUUGCUUCUGUUGGGUUGGUAUAUAACUAUGGUGUUAUUUAAAUGUAAUUUCCUUUGUAUCUAACUUACUUAUAUUUCCUUUUGAGAAUGAAAGAAGAAAUGGCAAACUCUUUCCCCCAAAAUCGUAAAUAUUAGUAUGAUGGAACUUAAAAAAAAAAAAAAUCUCACCUUCACACUUGGGUACAUAGAUCUUAAAUCAGGUUACCAUGUUUUGUAUUAAGUUUGAAAGAUUGGUUGUCAGUAUUGUUUAUUACUGUGGAAUUAAAAAAAACUAAUAAGUGUGUAAUGCCUUGAUGUUUGCUUAUAUAGACCAUCUUCUUUCUCUUUUCCCCCCUCUAAUGUUUGAUAAAGUGGUGAUUACCUACUUCUCAGGUUCUUUAAAAUAUUGUAACCUGAAUAUAUAGUGAAGUAAUUCUCUUCUACUUGUAUGCUUACCUGUUAAUAUUAAUAUACUUUAUCUGUGACCUAUGAAUAGAUAAGCAAAUAGCAGGGACUAUAGAAAUCUUCAGGUACAGAAAUCAAAUAGCUUCAGACUUUGCUUCAUUGUACUAAAUCUGUUUACAUUACUUAAAAGCAUUUAAUUAUGAAGAUGGGCCUUGCCUUCUCUCUGUAGGGAUGAUGAGCACUUUCCUAGUAGGA